UUAUUAUUUAUGUUUUCAAUUAAAAUUUCACCGAUUAUAUUUGAGAGAAGACCUCGAAUUAUCAGAAAUUCUAUGAAGAUCGCCCCCAAAUUUGAUACCAAGGCACUCUAAUGUAUUUAACUACGAAGUUACUGUACUGACGACGUAUAAAACAUGACACGUCAAACUGCCGAAUGUGUGUUCGGUGAAGGACUCAGUCUCGCGGAAGUUAGUAUGCACGAAGGUUAAUGUUCCUGUCUCUCCAACUAGAACGACGAGGAGGAACACACGAAGUUAGCCAAGCAUGAACAAGGGAAGAUCCGGUGCGACGGCCACCCGGAAAAUUUUCAUAGAGCUCACACCACAAGGCUAUCACGUCCAAUAAAUUAAUUUCUAGUUGCAGAACAAAGGAGAAUGUCGGUCGAAGUGAGAGCUGGUCGACCUACCAUGCCAACAAUUCCGCACUCCAAGAGGCCUACGAUCUUGGUGUAUCCAACGGUAACGCCGGAGAGCAUAAUCAUACCUAUCGUGUCGUGCAUUUUGGGAUUCCCGUUGCUGGCAUUAAUGGUAAUUUGCUGCCUACGGAGGAGAGCGAAACUCGCUAGGGAACGAGCUCGACGAAGAAACUGUGAUUUGGAUCAUGGCGCAUUGAGCCUCGUCCGUUUCAGCCCGGUUCAUCGUUUAGCAUCGAGAGAGGAUUUAGCUGGCGUUGAUCGACCGGCACGUACUGUAUCCUUGAGAAGUGAUCGAGGAUCCCGGGCUUUCCCGUCCCUGGAGCUGGACACUGUCGUCGAGGAACGUUCAGAUCCCGAACAGAGCACCGCACUCGAAUUAAGUAGUCCCGACUAGCAUCCGGCUUUAGCAUCGUCGAGGUCUCCACGACCAUCGAAAUCCUUGGCGGUGCCUGUGGAUCAUAGUCCACUAUGGACAGCUUUGACACACGCUAAUGCAGUCUCCGCAGCGUUAAGAGAUACCUAGCAGGAGGUGCAAGACGGCAGUUAUAUCGAAGCUCUCGUCCUAGAUCUGCCAAUCAUUUACUGACCGGCCUCUCCGAAAAUAGAUACUAUCUUAGUGGAGCAUCGAAAGGAAGCUGGACAUCCUUACUGAAACACUACCAUAUCGC
Molecule: messenger RNA, 1102 nt
Organism: Pogonomyrmex barbatus (red harvester ant)
Lineage: Eukaryota; Metazoa; Arthropoda; Insecta; Hymenoptera; Formicidae
Source: RefSeq, a predicted model, not a curated record